ACAUGGAGUCGGGUUCCUAGUCUCUGGUGAGUGUAUCUGUACCGUAAAGAAUUACACUGGAAAGUAAGGCACUUUUUGGCAUGAUCUCUUGUGUGCCAAGUAAAAUGGAUAUGUUAGUGUGAAUUACAAAAAAAUUGAGUCAUAAAGAACAGUAUUUGGUAUAAGGAAUUAAGUACAGAAGGUAAAGGCAGGGCCACAUUUGCUUAUCAAAAUGUAAUAGCAAGGCUGAGUCCAGCAAUGCCAAUGGUCUCUACUGUGUACCCCAGCAAUGGCAGACCAAUUUCCAUCAUGUAUAUUUUGAUAAGUUAAAAGCUUUCUGGCUUUCCUAGCAAUUUAUCAUCAAAUAAGGAAACACUCCCAGCUCUAUCUUGCCUAUUAUAUAUACGAAAGGUUUACCUCCCUUUGCCAAAAUGCAAGGUGUAGAAGCCACAAUGUUUUUUUUCAUUUGGACCUAUGCUGAAUAAUUACCAGAUAUACAUAAUUUUCAAUUUGACAUACACUGAUGUUAAAUUAAUUGCAUUAUAGUAACAUACAUUUAUGUAAUAUCCUGCUUUUGUAUGCCAAAAAGAAAUCAUAGUUUCACAUUCUGCUUCUCCCUUCCUCCUGUGACCAGUUUACAGAAUAUAACAUGUAUUGAUUAGUUAUCUGUUGUGCAAGAGAUAAAUUUGUGGUAUGCAGUUAUGCACCAGUUUUAGUAGGAAAAUAUCUCUGGGUAUUAUUAAUGAAAGCUGUACAUAUAUUCUAGUCACUAAAGUUUUAGUAUUCAUAAUCAUCAAAUUGCCUUUUCUUUACCACUACAUAUGUCUUGGUCACUGUAACUUGUAAAUGAACUAAUAAUAAAGCUAUAUUUCAGUACAAUUAGCUUAAUAAUGAAGACUAAUAAAAAGAAAAAAACUAAUCUAAGGCUGUAACACAUGACUUAUUGCAGUUUUAAAUUAUAUUCUAGGAAAUGGCAAAUGCCUAAUACUAUAUAAUGUCCUGUACUAAUACUAUCUAAUGUCCUGUAAAAAGAAGAAUACCAAAUUUUGAAUGGUCUCGGGGAAAUUCACAAUGUGCAAUACAUUAUUCCUCUGAUUGGGCUCAAGAUUUUCAUUAAGUACAGAUAGUCCCCUACUUAAGAACAUUCUACUUACGCACAUUCCGUACAUACAAACUUUUUUUUUUUAAAUACUUAAGUCCAAAAAAUUCUUUGAAAGAUGCUAGCAAACUUCAAAUUUCUCGGGCGCGAAUAUAGUUCACAAGUCUGCCACGCCGUGGCACUGCCACGCUCACUCAGCUGUGUGCAUCACUCGCCUGCCCUCCCGCCAUAAAUACACAAAAGCAUCUCUUCACUGUGUCCUCAUGUACUGCCAAUUUUUGUGCCAUAAUUCGCUUUACCUGUGCAUCAAUCCAUCAAAAAUGUCAGUUGUGAAGUGCCAAGAAACGUCAGGCUAUAACUUCAUCGAUCUUAUGAUCGGUUCCCAGCCAGUCACCACUACAAUAUAUUUCCUUUUUAAAUAAAUUAUGUUUCUACAUUAAAAUUGUAUGAAUCAACAUCAAAUAAUAUUAAAAGCAUUACAUAUUACAGGUACUGUAUAAGGUAUUUCGUACUUAUUAGGAUUUAUUUACAGGUAUUCUUAAUGUAAACAAAACUUUAAAACAAUGGGAAAAAAGGCAAUGGAGACCCGACUUUUGACAUACAGUCAAAUCAACUUCCAAACAGCCUCUUGGUCCCCAUUAUGUCCAUAAGUUAGGGACUUACUGUAUAGUUUAUUUACAUUGCCAAUUUGUAUCUUUAUAAUUCUUUUAUGGUUUCAUCUAUUUUACCUCAUCAUUUUAAUAAUGAAGAUGGUAUUUCUAUAUGGCAGUGAUAUAAACACACACAACCUUCAACUGUUUGCCAUGUCUUUAAACAUUCAGCUCACGUGCAAUUGUGCAACAUCCUGUACAACAGCAUGACAGGACAAAGGCCAUCCUGGGUACCAAUGAGUCCGGAGACAGUAUAUGUACGAAUAGUCUGUACUCACUGGCUGUUCAUGUGCCCUGUGAUUUCCCUUCCUUUUAGAACUUACUGAAAUUGAGAUAUAGUGUAAGCAAAGAUCAAUGUGUGAAAAUGUGAUUCAUAGUGUGUUGUAUAUCCACAGCACAGCUGAUUGCGAGCACACGAGGCUGUGAGCCAGUCGGCAGGUACAGUAUCUUAGGACGAAACACCUCCACGCAGGCAACAUGACAGAACACUUCUUGGACGUGGAGCAUACUGCUGGUCCAUCAUCCCACAGACUGUUGAUGCCUCACUCGUCAAUAGCUGGGAGUGUCUCGGGCCUGUCGGUCACCUCUCGGACAUCGAGGGUCUCUCAUGCCACGACAAUCCGUUCCGUGGCAACACUAACUGACACUCUGAAGACAAAGACCGGCUUGUCCAUCCCCAUUCUGCCCGAUGCCAUUUUCACCAACGUACAGCGUGGUUCCGUCCUAGCGGCAACUUAUUCUAUUAUUCAAGGGCUAUUUGCAAUUGUUACCGGAUGCUUUGAUAUCUAUUCUUUGUCACUUGCUGCCCCAGGUUCCAGCCAUUAUGGAUUCUACUUGUUUUCUUACGAUUUUGUAUAUUCUGGAAAUCCACAUGUCCGUAAUUCCCUGAUGCUGUUUGGAGGCAUUACAGCCAUUGGAGGAGUCUGCCUGAUUGUUUCCAGUGUUGCACUUCUACAAGGCUUGAGAAAGGAGAUUGAAUUCCGCAUGGAGCCCUGGAUUUGGUGUAUGGCCCUCUUCACUGCCUGGCGUAUUCUGAUCACCAUUUAUUCAUCAAUCGUCAAUGACAUGGUGUUUGCCUAUCACGUAGUGAUGUGUCUGCUCUGGCUUCUGUUCAUCGGAGGCAACAUAUUUGCAUGGUUGGUGGUUCACUCCUUCUACCAUGAGCUGUGUGAGGUUACAAGGCUUGAAGAUGUUGCCAGGGUGAAGAUGGACACAAUGAGCACGAUGGGCUUCAGUUCCCGUCCCACCACUCCUGGCGCACGUUCCACCAUUUCCACGCAGUUAGACUAUAGAGUGUAGAGUGUAGUGUUUAGGCUAAGGAGAAAAUGUGAAAUGAUGUGUAAAUGAUGCAGAGAACUGUUCGUGUAGCUUAAAUUGAGGAAGGGAAAUUACCCAUGGGAAAUUUUUAUUUUAUUUAUUCAUUCAAUAAUGAUGAUAUUUUUAUAUAUAUUUUUUUACACAUGCUAUGAAGUAUUCAUUGCAGAUCAAAAUUUGCAGAUUUUUAGCUAAGUAAUAGUUUAGGAAAUUAGAUUAUUUUGUUAGAUAUUUUUUAAUGAGCACAUUCCAUGUUUUCUUUGCAAUAGGAGGUAGAUUAAAAUAGUGUAUAUGUAAAAAAAAUAGUAGUAGUCAUGUUAUUUUCAUUAUAACAUUUCCAGUAAUCGAUAUUAUAUCUGGUCAAGUGAUUCUGUGAGAUCCACCUUAAGAUUUAUUUUUAUUAUUUUUUUCUCAUGCUGGUUCAAAAGUAAGUCCUUUUAUGGAACAUAUGAUCUGCACGAGUUUGUCAUCAGUAUCUUUAUUUUUUACUUAUUAUUAUUAUUUUUUUAACUGAAUUUAUUUAUUCUAUAUAAAUAUUGUCAACAAAAGUUAUAAUCCUCAUGAACUUUCAGAUGGAGACAAUGAGCUCAUUUACUGCCUCACGACCCACCACACCAGGGGCAAGGUCUGAAGUGUCAUCCAAGAUGGUUGCAUAAAUUCCAUGAUACAUGAGCAGUUGAGCUUUUAGUGUUUUAUAAUUAUUUCAAAGUUACACUGGGAUAUGAUGCAUUUUAUGGUUAUGCCUUGUGUAGAAGGCUAAAGGAUAAUAUUAUUCAAUCUUGUAGGAUUGUGAUGCAGAUUUUUCCUUUUUUUUAUAUGUAUUCAGUGAUUUGGAUUUUAUUAAAAUCUAAAUGAUUCUUCUGUAGUACUAGCUAUUUUACUUACAUGUUCUUGUGGAUUUGUAUUUGUAAAGUAACUGACUGUGCAUGGGCCUGCACAAAAUACUUAAGGGAAAUAUGAAGCCAGGUAAUUUAUACCUUGUUCAGUUGCAAUAUACGUGUCUUUUAACCUUUUUGAUAUAUAUGUAUAUAUAUAUUUUUUAUAUAUAUAAAAAUUCUGAAUUUUUUGUAUAUGCCAAAGUGAACAUGUAACAGCUAGUGAUCCAAACCCAAUAUAAUUAUGUAAGCAGUUGCAUUCAUAACUUUCUUAAGGUUUACCAAAGAUAAAACUUCAUGGAUAUAUUAUUGGGAAUCUCAUAUCUGUAGUAAAAAGAAAUUACACAUAUAUAAAUACAAGAUGAAGGUUUACCUCUAUUGCUGACUACUAUGGUUUUCCUUGCUGUGUAUAUCAGCUGCCAGGUUAGUGCUCUCAACAUACUGUUACUGAUGAGUGUAUAGAUGAAAAUUAUAUGAAGUCUACACAUGUAAACAUGGAUAUUUAAGGCUGCUAAAGGUAUACCUGUGUGUGUGAUUGGAAAUGUUUGGUUUCUUGAAAAUUCAUUUUUAUGUAUGUGUACUGCAUUUACAGAUAUCAUUAUCUAAAUCGGUAAUGUAUGUUUUAGAUAAAUAGUAUGGAAUAACCUCAGUUACAAUUUGCUUUUUUUUUAAAGAAUGAAUUAGAUUUAUAUAUUUAUUAUUAUUAUUAUUAUUAUUAUUAUUAUUUUAUUUAUUUUUUUUUAUUUAUUUUUAUAAGGUCUCGAGUGAGUGUAAAUGAGCAGUGCAUUCACUGUACAUAGCUGAGUUCCCUGCUUUACCCACAAAAGACACAGACUUGGCUAUGGCUGCAAUAAGCACGAAGGCUGUAAUGGAUGACCAAACCCCCUAUUACAGGUCUUUAUAGAGUUAGUAGCAUCAGUAACAGUGGUAACUUUCUUGUGGCCUGAGGUGGGUGUGAAUGAAGACUGUCUCUGUAGAAGGUCCAUGUGUUACCACUGAGAUGGUUAUUACUUUGUUUAAAGUAUUUUAUUCAGUACUCUUCUUUGUUAUGGUUAAAUAGUUUGUAUCAAAAAUGUUUAUGAUCAAUGAGCUGUAUUUUUUUUUGUUUUAAAUGUAGCAUUUACCUGAUAUCGGUAAAAAGCACAAAGGAAAUGUGUAUAUUUGGUAGCAAAAGUUUCAUGUUAUUUUUCAUAUAUUUGCUAACAUACCUUUCAUACAUAGGAAUAUGAACAGUACAUAUUAACUACAAAACUAAGUUUGCAUCUCAUAAUAAAUUGCUGUAAUUUCCAGUAAGUAAUAAUUCCACCUCUUUAUGAAAUUUAGUGUUUUUAAUUUCAUUCUCUGUGAAGAAGAAAAUAGUAAAGGCAAUUUGGUUUCUGAGUUAGCUAAAUUUAUUAUGACUAUAUGGCCUGUAUUUUUCAUUUUUUAAUGUGGUCAUGGAUACUUUUGCAUAAAAAGGUUGAAUUGAAAAACACUUGGAACUAUUAAGGAAUUUACUUGUUUGAUAAUAUAUAGAUAUGGUCAAGCAUUUAUAUUUGUAAGAGAAAACAAACUUAUGAUCUGUACCUCUUGAAAACUGAUCCGUCCAAUUGAUCAAUGGAAUAAACAAAACACUGAAAUAUAUUUUUGUAUAUAUGUGUAAUAAAUAUUUGAAAGUGUUA
Penaeus indicus is the source of this 5578-nucleotide messenger RNA. RefSeq lists its product as uncharacterized. The transcript is spliced from 7 exons. Bases 2206 to 3027 code for a protein of 273 amino acids. The record is from RefSeq and is a predicted model, not a curated record. NCBI's taxonomy places the organism in Eukaryota, Metazoa, Arthropoda, Malacostraca, Decapoda, Penaeidae.